Tripterygium wilfordii is the source of this 1152-nucleotide messenger RNA. Its product is annotated as TIMELESS-interacting protein. Gene Ontology annotation, biological process: replication fork processing; DNA damage response; replication fork arrest. The coding region runs from base 62 to 946 and encodes 294 amino acids. The transcript is spliced from 5 exons. NCBI's taxonomy places the organism in Eukaryota, Viridiplantae, Streptophyta, Magnoliopsida, Celastrales, Celastraceae. The record is from RefSeq and is a predicted model, not a curated record. Gene Ontology annotation, cellular component: nucleus; replication fork protection complex. Gene Ontology annotation, molecular function: DNA binding; zinc ion binding.
ACUGUGAAGUGAGUCGCAGAGGCGGAGCAGAGCCGGAGAGAAUCUAAGAGGAAGGAGAGUGAUGGAGAAGGGAAAGGCAGCAGCCCCUACUGGGUGUUACAAAUGCGGUCUUCCAGGCCACUGGUCACGUGACUGCCCUUCUUCUUCUGCACCUGAUUCAAACCCUAACCCUAGACCUUCCAAUUUCAACACUAACAGUUCCUCCUUUAGAUCUUCUUCUUCUUAUUCGAAACCUGUGGUAGCAGCGAAGCCGAAGAAGGUCCCUAGAAGCCGACCUAAGCUCACACCAGAGCUUCUCCUCUCUGACGAUGGUCUUGGCUAUGUACUUCGCCACUUCCCUCGCGCGUUCAGGUACCGAGGUCGGGGUCACGAGGUUAGCGAUUUGGGGAAUCUGAUCCGAAUGUACAGUGAAUGGCACUCCCAUUUGAUUCCUUAUUAUUCAUUUGAUCAGUUUGUACAUAAGACAGAACAAGUUGCUGCCACUCAGCGCGUUAAGACGUGUAUAAGAGAGUUGAGGGAAAGAGUUGCCAACGGGGGUGAUCCAACAAAGUUGCAUGAGCCACCUGCUGAACAUGAUGGUCCAAGCAAUGAACAAGAUCUUUCAAACCCUGGCGAAGGUGUCCUUCCCGAGGGACAAAGCCAUCAUGAGGGAGUUUCAUCUCCAAAGGUUAAUUCCGCAAAUGGCAUAGAAGAAGAUAUGCUUCAUGAUAUAUAUCAGAGGACGCUUGAAGAACAAUCUCAGGCAUUGGAUGGUGACAAUGUAGCUGGUGGUAGACCUUUUGUUGAAACCACUGUGAACGAAGUACCAAAUCAAGUGCCAAAUAGUGGAGAAAGCUGCUCCGAGGAAGAUCAGAUCACUGCAGAGCAAAGAGCUCGUAUGGAAGCUAACAGGCAGAGGGCACUUGAGAGAGCGGCGGCUCGUAAACGCUCAGCACAAGCUGCUUGAGGUGUUUUCUGUCUGAUGCAUGGUAAAGAAGAAAUUUCGUAUUUUGUUUCAUCUUUUCGUCGGUUGGUCUGUCUUAUGUGAUUACUGGAAUUGGAUAGACUUUCUGCCAAGAUUUUUUUGUCUGCCGUGACCUUAUAUACACUGCAUUACAUUUUGUAUUGGCAAUUUGGCACAUUUAAUAGACCACAGAAUGUAUUUGCCCUUGA